Molecule: messenger RNA, 2711 nt
Organism: Notechis scutatus (mainland tiger snake)
Lineage: Eukaryota; Metazoa; Chordata; Lepidosauria; Squamata; Elapidae
Source: RefSeq, a predicted model, not a curated record
ACAUUGGCUCUGAACGAGUCCAGAAAGAAGUAAAUCAAGUUGCUGCAUAGUGAGUCAUUGGCUCAGCUUGAAAGUGCUUUCAUGACUUGACACUGGGCCCACAUUUACCCUUCACUCCCUGCAACCAAGCAAUCUGCAGCUGAGCGAUGGGCCAAAAAAUCUCAGGGAGUAUAAAGUCUGUGGAUGUUCGGGAUCCCCCAUAUAGACCAGUUAAACGAGAAUUGAGGGGGCCAGAUUUCUGCAAGCCUGCACGAUUGGAUAUGUUACUGGAUAUGCCCCCAGCCCACUUGGAGGUCCAAUUCAAACAUGCUUGGAACAACGAAGAUCGAUCCUUAAAUAUAUUUGUGAAGGAAGAUGACAGACUAACCUUUCAUAGACACCCGGUUGCUCAAAGCACAGAUUGCAUCAGGGGAAAAGUUGGCUAUACAAGGGGACUCCAUGUCUGGCAAAUUCACUGGCCCACUAGGCAACGAGGAACACAUGCAGUAGUUGGGGUCUCAACAGCAGAAGCCCCUUUGCAUUCUGUAGGAUAUACAUCAUUGGUUGGUAGCAAUAAUGAAUCAUGGGGCUGGGACCUUGGACGGAACAAACUUUACCACAACUGCAAAAACCAGCCUGGAGUGACCUAUCCUGUGUUUUUGGAACCAGAUGAGUCUUUUGUACUUCCAGACUCCUUAUUGGUGGUUUUGGAUAUGGAUGAAGGAACCCUUAGCUUCAUCGUGGAUGGACAGUAUCUUGGAGUGGCCUUCAGGGGCUUAAAAGGGAAAAAACUGUAUCCUAUAGUCAGUGCGGUAUGGGGGCACUGUGAAAUUACAAUGAGAUAUGUCAACGGGCUUGAUCCUGAACCUCUACCUUUAAUGGAUCUGUGUCGAAGAUCAAUUCGCUUUGCUCUGGGACGAGAACGCCUGCAUGAUAUAGAAACUCUACCUUUGCCUCAGUCUUUGAAAAAUUAUUUACAAUAUCAGUAAUAUGAUUCUAGAGCUCUAAAUGGUAGAAAUUGUUUACAUCAGAAUAUAAAUCUUCAUGGUGGAUAUUUUGAGUGUUAUUUAAUUAUUUUUUACAUUUUUAAAAAAUAAACCAUAGCAAAGGAUUAUGGAGACUACUAAGAAAUGUGAAAAUGUUGAAUUUAUUUAGUUCUUUCAGUAGAAUAAUUGUUGCCUUUACUGUUACACAGCCUCGUUAUGCAGAAUCCAAAGCUUGUUUUCACAGGUAAGAGCCAAAUGUGAUAUGUGUGUUAGGUUAGACCUAAUGUUGGAUGUGUGCCUGAUGUGCAAGAGAUGCAAAUACAACUCCCCAAACCAGUGUUCAUAAAAGAAGAAUAUUUUAUAUAGAUCAGAGUAUCAGCAUGUGAAAGAAAUAAUCCCCGUUUGAUGUUUUUCAAAAUUCUGGAACUUAAUAUGCCAAAUAAUUAGGGUUCUUACAAUAUCAAUUAUGAUGCAAAAUCCUUAGUCAUGCAAUGUGUUCAUUCUCAUUUUGGAAGGAAAAUGUUCCAGGAAACACAUCACAUCUAGUGUGCACCAUAGGAAGACAUUGGGGAUCUUUGUGCACAUGGGACAUACAAGUCUCAUUGGUACUGCAAGAUUGUGGCCUCUUACUUUUAGGUGCUCAGAUGUUUCAGAAAAUAAUUUUCUUGGUAUAAUAUAUAACCUGCCAUAUUUUAACUUACUUUAUUGAACAAGAUAGUUGAUCUUGUUUUCCAAAACAACUCAGCUCACUCUACAAAUUAGUUAAAUUAGUUGACUUUCUUAAAUUGUUUUUGGUUUUAUUUCUUCAAUAGAAUGAAAUUUAGUCAAUUAGUCUUUUCCAGCUUAACCAGUUUUUGUUCAGGUAUUCUGAUUCAGACCUAUAUUGAUUUGUCAAAUAUCAUGCUGCCUUUUUAUUUGUGACCACAUUAUUACUAUUAUUAUUUACUUUUUCAGUUCCAAAUACCAGGUUUCCUGUAAUGUGCCUAUGGCAUAAGAGAGCUUGAAUUAAUCCACUCCAUGCACACAUUGAGAAAUUCCAGAGCUCAAAAGCUAGCCAGGCCCUCUGCCAGAAUCGUGUGCCAGUUUCCCAUGUGAAUAUCCAAGGCCUUGAUGACUGUUCCACAUGUUCAGAUACCCCUAUGCUUGUACUCAUACAUUUGUGCAUAUAUUUAUGUGAAUACCUCAUUCUCUGAAAUUUUUAUCUAUUUCUAACCAUGCCAGAUUGGCAAAACACAUGUUACCAUGGCAUCACAUACAAGUACAUAAAGAGCAGGAUAUAAACUGCAACAUAUUUUAUUGUUUUGCAACUCCCCUCAUAUAAACCCCAUCUAUUCUACCAGAUAUCCCUCAGAGAGGCAACACAUGGUUCCAGAAACAGGAAAACGUAGCCUAUAAAUGUCUUGUUUUAAAACUUGCAAGGGACAAUAAUAUGUAAGUUUAUACAGUUUUGUUUAUCUUGUCACACAUUUAGUAUUACAUUUUGAAUUUCUCUCUCCAGAAUAGAGUGGAUUUUUUUUUUACAUCUUUUUCUCCUUUGCCUAGAAUGUGUGUUCAUUUGUCAGGAUCAACUUAUUUUUAAGGGAACUGCUUUUGUUUGUAAUUUUUUUCUGCUACAUUCACAUUUCUUUGCCUGAUCAUGAUCUAGUUUUUAACUGGAAGUUGUUGUAAUGGCAGGAUAUCAAAUGUUGAUUGAGCUGCGUUCAGCAUAUUUUAAUGUGAAUUCACCGAAGAAUGAAGAUAUUUCUA